This is a messenger RNA of Seriola aureovittata, 2141 nucleotides long. RefSeq lists its product as uncharacterized. Bases 177 to 953 code for a protein of 258 amino acids. Gene Ontology annotation, biological process: cell surface receptor signaling pathway; immune response; T cell costimulation. Lineage: Eukaryota; Metazoa; Chordata; Actinopteri; Carangiformes; Carangidae. The transcript is spliced from 4 exons. The record is from RefSeq and is a predicted model, not a curated record. Gene Ontology annotation, cellular component: external side of plasma membrane.
CUGACGCCACACUUGGAGUUGCUUUUACAAUGCUGACAAUGACUCGCUUGGUGUUCUUCCAUUUAUCACAUCCUCUUGAGAUGCCACAUAACAUUAAAUGAAGUGGACUUCAACCCACAGAAAUCCUACACUGAAAGAAAAAAAACAUUUAUUAGCCGUGUGUUCAGCAGAAUACCAUGGUCAAAGGGACGAGUUUGUCCUCUGGUGUGAGGACACAGCAUGUUUUCGGCUGGGUUUCCAUCAUCUGGUUCUCUUCAGCAGUCAGCACUGCAGGCAGUCAAGGUGUAGAGCUACAGACCAUACCCCAAGUGGCAGUACAGUGUGGAAAAAAUUUGACACUCACAUGUAAUGCCAGCUCAUCACGCCAUAUGGAUAUUCAGUUUUUUUCUUGGCUGGCAAACACGAAAAAUGUGUGUCAAUAUGGAAAUAGCCAAACUGACCCUGGGGCUCUGUGUGAAAGCACAGCGGAUACUUCCCACCACACACUCACUCUGACUCUCAUCAACGUGAUGCCGGUCAGCAAGGGAAAAUAUCUCUGCAAACUACGCUCCAACCUGGGAGUAAAGAGUGCCUCAACUUCUGUUACAGUACAAGAUUGCCUUGAGGGUUCUGGUUUCUUCACUAAUGAGUCUCAUGCUGAGUGCUGCUUCACUGGAGUUUAUCCUAACAGCACCAUCCACUGGUUCCAGGGAGAAGUUAACUUAACAAACUCUGCCAGCACACGGGAGGAGACGGACCAACAUGGCCGGUACAAGGUCUUGAGUGAACUACAUGUGGAGAAAGGAAACCUGAACCUGCCUUAUAAUUGCUCGCUGUGGAUACCUUCUGACAGGAAGUAUCUCUCCAGUCAACUGUUAACUAUUGCUAAGCAGCUAAUAUCAUCAGGAAGCAUGGCAAAACUGCACUGGAUCUGUAUUAUGGUAGGAAUUAUGAUGGGGAUAUUUAUGACAUAGAGGGGAAAAAAAACUUCAGAUUUGUUUUCUAGAUGGCAUUUGGCAAAGUUGAAAUGUGGCGAAAAUGAAAACUGAAAUGAAAACAAGAGAAUUAAUAUUGCAGGAGAACAUACAGUAUGCUACAAGUGUACAAGAUACAAGUGUGCUAGACUUGUUUCUUUAUACAUGUGUUGUUGUCUGUUUCAACCAACCUAGUUCACAGGCAACGGUCUUCCUUAUAUUUUCUUCAAAUAUCUAACUGCAGAGGAGGAAGCCAGUGGGUUUAUUGUUUGGUUCGAAUCAGAUCUACACUCUCAGCCUUGAUCGGAAGCUUAUUUUAACAGUCAUGGCACAGACCUUUAAAACAAACUCCUCCACUUGAUGGCAGCACAGCAUUUAUUGUAUCUUGGAGACAUGUGCAGCCUAUGGGGGUGUAUGCCUGAAUAAGGAGAGCAUGCUUUUCUCAAGAGGCAUACUGACUCUCUAACUAAUGACUGAGAUCUUUUAGAGGACGGAGGAAUUUGACUUUAGAAAACCUCUAGUUUGCAGGUACUGUAUUUUUGUGCUCAAACUGUCAAACUUGUUUACUGGCAUCCUCUGUAAAGAAAAAGGGAUACCCAUUUACUUCUAUACUGCAUGCUCUAAAGGAGAGAUCUGCUUAGUGCACUGAAAACUGAGAGAGAUCAAAUUUGCUCACAUGUGUACUUAGUCAAAAAUCCUUAAUGCAGACAUGAUUGAUGUGAAUGAUACCUUCACAUAAGAGCAAGGUACCUGAAGCACAAUAUACAUUUUCUGAAAAACUACAAUGCAGAGGUUAAAAUGAAUACACUGGGUAUUCGUAUGCAGUGGUGGAAAGCAGCUAAGUACAUUUACUCUACUGUACUCUUAGAAAUUUGAGGUUUUUAUACUUUGAGUAUUUUCAUUUGCUUAUUCACAUUAUUUUGUUUUUGUACUUCAUAAUUGUGCUUCACAACAUUUGUACUUUUUACUUUUAAAUCUUCAGUGUUAGCUACUAAUUACUUAGUAUCUAAAAAUGGUAUGAUAUGAUGUAUAACUUAUCUUUGUGGCUUAAACUGACAGUAAUCUAAAUCUUAACUACUGAUGAUGCAAACCUUGUUUAGCCGAAAUGCAAAGGAUAUGGUGUAUUGUGGAUUUUAUUUUUUGCUUUGUAAUUAUGCUACAUUAAAGUGUGAAGUGUGAUCAUUCUAA